Platichthys flesus (European flounder) is the source of this 4463-nucleotide messenger RNA. RefSeq names its product UPF2 regulator of nonsense mediated mRNA decay (gene upf2). Gene Ontology annotation, cellular component: exon-exon junction complex; cytoplasm. The record is from RefSeq and is a predicted model, not a curated record. Lineage: Eukaryota; Metazoa; Chordata; Actinopteri; Pleuronectiformes; Pleuronectidae. Gene Ontology annotation, biological process: nuclear-transcribed mRNA catabolic process, nonsense-mediated decay. Gene Ontology annotation, molecular function: RNA binding; protein binding. Bases 68 to 3907 code for a protein of 1279 amino acids. The transcript is spliced from 21 exons.
GUGAGAAGGUCCUGAGCGGUAAAACCCAAGGCUACUAAUCGAUGUUUGUUUUGCUACAGCUAGCAGUAUGCCUGCUGAACGCAAGCGCUCAGUAAACAUGGACGAAAAGGAAGUUUGCUCCUUCACUAACAAGGAUAAAGAAAAGGACAGAGAUAGUGAGAGGCGACCGGCGUCUGCUCGAGACAAAGCAAAAGACGAGGCCAAAAUGAGCGGUAAAAAAGACGGCAGCAAGGAGGAGAAGAGGAAGCGGCUGGAGGAGGAAAAGAAGAAGAAAGAGGAGAAGGAACGAAGAAAGAAAGAGGAGGAAAAACAGAAAGCGGAGGAGGAACAGAAGAAGAAAGAGGAGGAAGAGAAGAGACUGCAGGAGGAGGAGGAGAAGAAACUUCAAGAGGAGGAGGUCAGAAGACAACGUGAGGAGGAGGCUGCUCUCCUGAAGGAAAAGGAGGAGGGGCAUCAGCUGCACCAGGAGGCCUGGGAGCGCCAUCACUGCCGGAAGGAACUCCGCAGCAAGAACCAGAACGCCCAAGAGGGUCGGCCUGAAGAGGCCUUUUUCAGCCGCCUGGACUCCAGCCUCAAAAAGAACACGGCCUUCGUCAAGAAGCUGCGCACACUGACUGAACAGCAGCGGGAAUCACUCUCCAAUGACUUUGGCUCCCUGAACCUCAGCAAGUACAUCGGAGAGGCUGUGAGCUCUGUCGUGGAGGCCAAGCUGAAGAUCUCUGAUGUCGGCUGCUCUGUCCAUCUGUGUUCCCUCUUCCACCUGCGCUACUCUGAGUUUGCUCCAUUACUGUUACAGGCGUGGAAGAGGCACUUUGAAGCAAGGAAAGAGGAGAAGGCGCCAAAUGUGAGCAAGCUGCGCACAGAUCUGCGCUUUAUUGCAGAGCUCACGAUCGUGGGCCUCUUCACGGACAAAGAGGGUCUCUCGCUCAUUUAUGAGCAGCUGAAGAGCAUCAUUGGGACCGACCGGGAUUCGCACACUCACGUGUCGGUGGUCAUCAGUUUCUGUAAGCACUGUGGGGAUGACAUCGCUGGUCUGAUGUCUCGCAAAGUGAAAGCUGCUGCUGAGAAGUUCGCCCUGUCCUUCCCCCCGAGUGAGAUAAUCAACCCAGAGAAGCAGCAGCCCUUCCAGAACCUUCUACGAGAAUACUUUACCUCACUCACCAAACACCUGAAGAAGGACCACAGGGAGCUGCAGAACAUUGAGAGGCAGAACAGGCGAAUCCUACAUUCCAAAGGGGAGCUGAGUGAGGACAGGCACAAGCAGUACGAAGAGUUUGCCACUUCCUACCAGAAGCUGCUGGCCAACACUCAGUCCCUGGCUGAUCUCCUCGAUGAGAACAUGCCAGAUCUGCCUCAGGACAAGACUGUGCAGGAGGAGCACGGCCCUGGCAUUGAUAUCUUCACCCCUGGUAAGCCUGGAGAGUACGACCUGGAAGGAGGGAUCUGGGAAGAUGAAGAUGCUCGUAACUUCUAUGAGAACAUGGUGGACCUGAAGGCCUUUGUCCCUGCCAUCCUCUUCAAGGACAACGAGAAGAGCAACCAGGCCAAAGAGAAGGAGGAGGCCAAAGAUGGGAAAGAAGGGAAGGAGACGGCCCCCACUACGGAGGAACUGGAGCUGGAGGCUCUGGAGGCUCUAGAAAUCACAGACGAACCUCUGGAACUUGAGGGAGCAGACGAGGUGGAAAAUGAGGAACUGACCAAAAAGCUGCUGGAUGAGCAAGAGCAAGAGGAUGAGGAGGCCAACACAGGCUCCCACUUGAAGCUCAUCGUGGACGCCUUCAUCCAGCAGCUCCCAAACUGUGUGAACAGGGACCUCAUAGAUAAGGCUGCCAUGGACUUCUGCAUGAACAUGAACACCAAAUCGAACCGGAGGAAACUGGUCCGAGCCCUUUUCACUGUCCCCCGGCAGAGGUUGGAUCUGCUCCCUUUCUACUCUCGGCUGGUGGCAACUCUUCACCCCUGCAUGUCCGAUGUGGCCGAGGACCUCUGCUCCAUGUUGAAGGGAGACUUCAGGUUUCACAUCCGGAAGAAGGACCAGAUCAACAUUGAGACAAAAAAUAAAACGGUCAGAUUUAUCGGGGAACUGGCCAAAUUUUUGAUGUUCUCAAAAACGGACACGCUUCAUUGUCUCAAGAUGCUGCUGUCCGAUUUCACCCAUCACCACAUCGAGAUGGCCUGCACUCUGCUGGAGACCAGCGGCCGCUUCCUCUUCAGAUCCCCUGACUCUCACCUGCGCACCAGCGUCCUGCUGGAGCAAAUGAUGCGCAAGAAGCAGGCUCAGCAUCUGGAUGCCCGCUACGUGACGAUGGUGGAGAACGCCUACUACUACUGCAACCCCCCACCCAUGGAGAAGACUGUGAAGAAGAAGAGGCCGCCGCUGCACGAGUACAUCCGCAAGCUCCUCUACAAGGACCUGUCCAAGGUCACCACUGAGAAGGUGCUGAGGCAGAUGCGCAAGCUGCCGUGGCAGGAUCCAGAUGUGAAGCGCUACCUGAUCUGCUGCAUGGUCAACAUCUGGAACGUCAAGUACAACAGCAUCCACUGUGUGGCCAACCUGCUGGCCGGCCUGGUGGCCUACCAGGAGGACGUGGGGAUUCAUGUGGUGGACGGAGUCCUGGAGGACAUCCGGCUGGGCAUGGAGGUCAACCAGCCCAAGUUCAACCAGCGGCGCAUCAGCAGCGCCAAGUUCCUGGGCGAGCUCUACAACUACCGCAUGGUGGAGUCGGCCGUCAUUUUCCGCACCCUCUUCUCCUUCAUCUUCUUCGGAGUGAAUCCGGACGGCAGCCCGAGUCUCCUGGAUCCUCCCGAGCACCUGUUCCGCUUCCGUAUGUGCUGCACCCUGCUCGACACGUGUGGCCAGUACUUCGACCGAGGCUCCAGCAAGAGGAAGCUGGACUGUUUCCUCAUCUACUUCCAGCGAUACAUCUGGUGGAAGAAGAGCGUGGACGUCUGGACGCGUGAUCACCCGUUCCCCAUCGACAUCGACUACAUGAUCAGCGACACGCUGGAGCUGCUCCGGCCCAAGAUGAGGAUCAGCUGCUCGCUGGAGGAGGCCACCAAGCAGGUGGCCGACCUGGAGAGGGAGGUGCUCGUGAAACUAGGUCUGGACAUGGAGAAGGACGGUCGCUCCAGCGCCAUGAGUGAAGGGGAGGGGCUGGAUGAGGAAGACGACGAUGGUGAUGACGACGAAGAGGGAGGAGCCGAGACCGAGGAGCAGUCAGGCAACGAGAGCGAGAUGAACGAGCAGGAGGAGGAUGACGGAUCAGAGAACGAACUCGGGGAGAGGGAGGAAGAGGAGGAGGAGAACACAGACUACCUGACUGACUCCACUAAAGAAAACGAGACUGAUGAGGAGAACAACGAGGUGACCCUCCGCGGCGGUGGACUGAAGCACGUGGCCUGUGCUGAGGACGAGGACUUCAUUCAGGCUCUGGAUAAGAUGAUGCUGGAGAACCUGCAGCAGCGGAGCGGCGAGGCGGUGAAGGUGCACCAGCUGGACGUGGCCAUUCCCCUGCAGCUGAAGAGUCAGAUGAAGAAGGGCGGCAGCGGACCACCGUGCAUCGCAGAGGGAGACGAGGACAUCUCAGACACAAUGCAGUUUGUGAUGCUGACACGCAAGGGCAACAAGCAGCAGUAUAAGAUCCUGAACGUGCCGCUGUCCUCCCACCUGGCGGCGAACCACUUCAACCAGCAGCAGGCGGAGCAGGAGGAGCGCAUGAGGAUGAAGAAACUCACCCUGGACAUCAACGAGCGACAGGAGCAGGAGGACUACCAGGAGAUGAUGCAGUCCCUGGCUCAGCGUCCGGCUCAGGCCAACACAAACCGGGAGCGCCGGCCUCGGUACCAGCACCCGAAAGGCGCUCCCAACGCCGACCUCAUCUUCAAGACGGGAGGAAGGAGACGCUGACAGGAGUCUGGGCCCGGGCUGACCGACAAGAGAGCAAGUGAAUAAGCGUGCGAGAGAGAAAGAGAAGAUCGGAGGGGAAACCGGUCGAAGGUGAGGAGCGAGUCCUCCAGACGCCCACUGACGAUGCCGGGACAAACCGCUGACCCCGAACACACACACACCCCCGCCGCCUGAGGAGGAGGGACACAACCAGGGGCCUGGGGUCAGAGGUCAAGGGUCAGAAAGACGUCUCUCCUUUCCUUUUUUUGUCCGUUGCCUGAGAUGACAAAAAAAAGAUCCCUCCACUGUCCGGACGAACUGCGACGAUGACUCAGCACCUGACCGUGUGACCGACAGGGGGGGCGGGAUGAAAGGAUCAACAGCCACCGCCGCAACAGCUGGAGGAAAACGUGCGAGUUUAAAAACCUGCGAAAUUUACACGAUACAAGAAAAGGAUACCGAUCUUUUGUUUUUCCUUAUUUGUUUUCCGGACCCGGGAACACGUGUGAUUGGUCUGAUUUUGUUGACAAACUGUCGAACGCAGCACGGGGACGAGGACGGAGACGGGGGGGGGGGG